Molecule: messenger RNA, 1542 nt
Organism: Pseudoliparis swirei
Lineage: Eukaryota; Metazoa; Chordata; Actinopteri; Perciformes; Liparidae
Gene: aanat1
Product: arylalkylamine N-acetyltransferase 1
Exons: 3
Coding region: 137-745 (202 amino acids)
Biological process (GO): circadian rhythm; response to light stimulus
Cellular component (GO): cytoplasm
Molecular function (GO): aralkylamine N-acetyltransferase activity
Source: RefSeq, a predicted model, not a curated record
UUAGGCUUUUGAGACUAGGAAUUAAAGGAGAGAGCGGCGCAGACAGACAGACAGACAGACAGACAGACAGACAGUGCCUUUUGCUUUACUUUCAAACAUUUUGGGUUAAAAAGAAAACAACAACAAACACACGAGCAUGUCAGUGGCGGGCGCAGUGCCGUUCAUGAGGCCGCUCCAUAUCCGCUCUCCGGUGUCGCAGGGCCGCCGACACACGCUGCCGGCCAGCGAGUUCCGCUCCCUCAGCCCGGAGGAUGCCAUCAGCGUGUUCGAGAUUGAGAGAGAAGCUUUCAUCUCAGUGUCUGGGGAGUGUCCUCUGCACCUGGACGAGGUGCGUCACUUCCUCACCCUGUGCCCUGAGCUGUCUCUUGGCUGGUUUGAGGAGGGACGUCUGGUAGCUUUCGUCAUCGGCUCACUGUGGGACCAGGAGAGGCUUAAUACGGAUGCCCUCACUCUCCACAAGCCCCACGGGACCACGGUCCACAUCCACAUCCUGGCGGUCCACCGGACCUUCCGCCAGCAGGGCAAAGGCUCCAUCCUGAUGUGGCGCUACCUGCAGUACCUCCGCUGCCUGCCCUCCGUCCGCCGCGCCGUGCUCAUGUGCGAAGACUUCCUGGUUCCCUUCUACCGGAAGUCGGGUUUCAAGGUGCAGGGCCCGAGCAGGAUCACAGUGGGGCCCCUGGCCUUCAUCGACAUGGUGUACCCGGUCAGGGGCCACGCCUUCAUGCGUCGGAACAGCGGCUGUUGAGGACAGAAGGACUAUCUCCCUGGCAUUCAGUGGCGGCGGGACCACGGCCCUCUCGGAGACGUCGGAGCGGCACGCCAGCGGCCGGCGUGGCGCUCGUGAGCAUCGCUGUGGCGAGACCGGUCGGUCAGGCGGCGAAGGAGAGCGUUCUGACCGCAGGUCCGCAGACAGCCGAGAACGAGGAGCUGCCACCCAGCUGUCGGCAACAGCUGGAUGGACAAGUGGUCGGAAACUAUAAGUGUAUUGAUCUGUAGUUUAAACAGCUAAUCCUUAGAGCAAAGCACUGAAAGAAUGAACGCACUUUUGUAUGGAGCUUUAUUUUGAAAAAUGUAUUCUCAUUCAAUAGAACGCAGCUGCCUUGUUUCUUUCUUUGCCCUCUUUUUUUACAUGUGCUAUUUAACCAAUCGAACACUGUGUCUGCCCAAUAUUAUUGCAGUCUGUUAUUUAUAGUUCUGUAUAAACAGCGUGCUUUAGAAGACACGUUCAAUAACUAUGACGACGAUACGACUAAAGUCAAACCAGCAAGGAAGAUGGAAUAAGAACACAAAGUGAGGAAAUCAGCAACCAAACAUCAGAUAAUAAGUCACUGUGUGUGUCUGUUUUUUAAAUUAGGAUUUGAUUUGACCCAGUCUCAAUCAGUGAUUGUUGCUUGUACACAGAAAAUCACCGAUGUAUAUUUAGUGUGUUUCCUACAUAUAUAUGUGCUUCGAAAGGAGUCCUUGAUCGUCUCCUUUCGCCUUUCCCUUUGUAGAAAAUCCCCACCUUCGUUCUUCAAAUAUUAAAAGUUCUAUUUUCUAGCA